This is a messenger RNA of Ilex paraguariensis (yerba mate), 783 nucleotides long. NCBI's taxonomy places the organism in Eukaryota, Viridiplantae, Streptophyta, Magnoliopsida, Aquifoliales, Aquifoliaceae. The record is from the annotation of a GenBank genome assembly.
AAAAAAUACUUGUUGUGCAGUAUUGGCACAUGCCCAUAUUAGAUGUGCCAUGGAAUCAUGGUCAUGAGUUCCUACUCAGAUUGCAUCUUUUUUUGGCAGUUUCAGUUUCAUUGGGAGAGCUUAAAGGCAUCGGGAUGCAUUUUUUGUUUUAAGUGGAUGCAUCUGUGAUUGCAGUCUUAGUAUCUCGGAAAUAAGAUUAGUUUAAGCAUAUAUUGGCUUGCCAAUAAGAUAGAUAAUACAAUUUUUGAGCAUGUGUAGCCUCUCUCAAUCGACUCUUCCACCAUCCCCUGUGCCUCCCUUCUUUUUUCUCCUUGGGGCAUGCAGAAACUUCUACAUAGAAUGGGCUUCUUGUUUGUUCUUCUUGACAAGCAUAGGGCUGUGCUCAAUUUGUGGCCCCUAAAACUGACUAGCCUUUUGCUUAUUGGAAGUGCCAGCCAUCUUUUGUAUACAUUUGCAUCAAGAUAUUGCGUCCUUUUAAUUUGGCACUAUUUCCUGGAAAUAUACCUUGCUCUGCAUGUUGGGGUGCAAGUUGAGUGGCCUACUGGCCUCUUGAAAUAUACAUGCAUAAGUAUAGCUGUUGUUUUGUGUACCACUAUUGUAUUAUGUUCUGAUGCUGAAGAAUCUCAACUUGCCAAGAUUACUCGUGAUAGUGCAAAGAUAACUGUUGAGCAGGUUCAUGGCUUGAUGUCACAGGUUAUCAAGGACAUUCUAUUUAACUCUGUUCAUCAGUCAAACAGAUUGCGGACCGAGUCAUCUGGUCCUGAACCAAUGGUUGAAACCUGA